Messenger RNA from Lactuca virosa, 721 nucleotides. NCBI's taxonomy places the organism in Eukaryota, Viridiplantae, Streptophyta, Magnoliopsida, Asterales, Asteraceae. The record is from the annotation of a GenBank genome assembly.
UUCUCUCUCUUUUUCAAACACACACAAUUGUGUGUUUCUAGUGUGUUCUUCCAAAACUCAUCAAACAUUUUUCUGCAAAGUUUCUGCAAAUGGCAACAAUGCCCAAUGUAGCACUCCUCCUGCUGCUACAACUUGUCGUCUACGGCAAAGUCACGGCGGCGACAUGGUGCGUCGCUAGAAACGACGCCAAAGAAGACGCGUUGCAGACAGCACUGGACUACGCCUGCGGCGCCGGAGCUGACUGCUCACCCUUACAAGACACCGGACUGUGUUUCCUUCCGAACACCAUCCAGGCGCAUGCUUCCUACGCAUUCAACAGCUUUUACAUGCACUCUUCCAUGGAUUCCGGCGCUUGUGACUUCUCCGGCACCGCUGCCAUUGCCAAAACCGACCCCAGUUAUGGAACUUGUGUUUAUCCGUCUUCUCCAAGCACUGCUGGAGGAGGUGGAGGGAUGAUGACUCCAAUUUUAAGCACUCCACCGCAAAACAUUACACUAAUGGAUGGUGGCUCAGGAGCACUAACCCCAACAGACACGGUGCCCACGUUAGCAAAUCCGCCUUCUUCAGAAGCCUUUUCAAAGUUUUCGAUCUCAAGAAUGUUGUUUAUGUGCAUGGUUUUGAUGUUAUUAGCAUAAUUGAUGUUUGGUGAUUCAGAAAGUAGAAGAUUUGGUAGAGUGAUGAUGUUCAACGUAGACAUGGAUAUAUAAUAUUUGAAUGCCAG